UUUGCUUAAAAUAACCUACGACACGGGAUGAAUUAUACAGUGCGCAUAUAAUCCAAGUGGAAAAAAGAGGCGCCCCGGUCCGCGCCCUCUGGUAGCUUCUAGGUAGCCAGCUGGCUAACGAGCUACUAAAAAACCGCCGAGCCUCUGGGCCGUAUGACGUAAACAAACACCGAUCGGAGGCGAAGGAGGCCGCGCGCGCGCUCCCCCCCCCCUCCCCCGCUGUCAGCUCGCAGCCUGAUUGGUCCAGGCCUGGGAAAGAGAAUUCGAGAAUCCACAAUGUGCAGGCCUCAGGGUCCGUACUGUGGAAAUUUUUAAUAAAACCGCUUGCGACAGGAAAAAGGACAAAAUAAACCCAGGAAGAACCGAAAAAGAGAUACUAAAACAGGUUAUGCUUUUUCCAAAUACAGGAGUAAUUCAAAGUUUGAUGUGUGUUUAGAACUUUGACAUCAAAUGUGAAGGGUCUGAAAUUAUAAAGAUAAUGGACCAGGGUGGAGGGGUGUUGGAGCUACACACACAAGAUCAGAAAAUGCCCCAUACGAUGAUCAUGCAAGAUUUUGUGGCAGGCAUGGGUGGCAUGGCCCACAUCGAUGGUGACCAUAUAGUGGUGUCUGUACCAGAAGCUGUGCUAGUAUCAGAUGUGGUGACAGAUGAAGGCAUCACUUUGGAGCAUGGCCUAGAAGCGGAGGUUGUGGAGGGACCAGAUAUUGGCCACGAGGACGUGGUGACCUCUGAGGAUGUGAUUGUUCCGGAAGUGAUGCUUGGGGCAGAGGUGGCCAUCGAGGAAGCACUUGACACAGAUCACCAUGUGCUGACCACCGACCUGAUCGAGGAGUCGACGCAUGUACCUGACCAGGUUUUUGUGGCUGACCUGAUAUCCCAUCACCAGGAUGGCCACCUGGACCAUGAAAUGGUGUCUGAGGAAGUAAUGGUCACCAACUCGGACUCUGAGACUGUUAUCCAAGCUCAUGAUGGGCUGCCGGCUUCGACAGUCACCAUUGAUACAGGCAACGAUGAGGAUGACAAGAGCACUUCUGAGGACUAUUUAAUGAUCUCCCUGGAUGACGUAGGGGGGAAGCUUGAUAUUGGAAAUGCUCCCCUGAAGAUCAGCACUGAGAUGACGCAGGGCGAUGAUCCCAAAGAGGGUGACUAUGGCUCUGAAGUCAUUAAGGUGUACAUCUUUAAGGCUGAGGCAGAUGAAGAUGUGGAAAUCGGUGGAACAGAAGUCAUUGCUGAUAGUGACUUCCAUAACAGCAGUGCAGUUUUGGAGUCAGGGAGUGUGGGUCGACUGUCUCGAGAAAAGAUGGUCUAUAUGGCUGUGAAGGGCACGGGCCAGGAGGAUGAAGAUAUGAACUGUGCAGAGAUGGCGGAUGAGGUGUAUAUGGAGGUGAUCGUGGGGGAGGAGGAGGCACCUGCAGUUCAGGAGUCUCAGUUAGAUGACCCCGCCGUCAAUAAGACGUUCGUUCCUGUUGCUUGGGCAGCAGCUUACGGUAACAACCUAGAAGCUAGGUUGGAAAAUAAAAAUGGGACAGCCCCCCAGUACCUACAGAUCAGUGAUAGCAUCAGCAGUAGCAGAGCACUCAAACAAAAGAUGAAGAAGAAGAGGAGAGGCGAGACGCGGCAGUGCCAAACUGCUGUGAUUAUUGGCCCUGACGGACAACCCCUCACAGUCUAUCCGUGUCACAUCUGUGGAAAGAAGUUUAAAUCGAGAGGCUUUCUGAAGCGUCACAUGAAGAACCACCCCGACCACAUGUUCAAGAAGAAAUACCAGUGUACAGACUGCGACUUUACUACAAACAAGAAGGUCAGCUUCCAUAACCACAUGGAGAGCCACAAACUGAUCAUCAAGAGCGAGAAGAUACCUGAGUUUACGGAGUACACGCGGCGUUAUUGUGAGGCCAGCCCUCUCAGCUCCAACAAGCUAAUUCUGCGAGACAAGGAGCCCAAACUGCACAAAUGCAAGUAUUGUGACUAUGAGACGGCCGAGCAGGGCCUGCUGAACCGUCAUUUGCUGGCUGUGCACAGCAAGAACUUCGCCCACGUAUGCGUGGAGUGUGCCAAAGGCUUUCGGCAUCCGUCUGAGCUGAAGAAACAUAUGAGGACUCAUACGGGUGAGAAGCCCUACCAGUGCCAGCACUGUGAGUUCCGCUGUGCUGACCAGUCCAACCUAAAGACUCACAUUAAGAGCAAGCAUGGCAAUGACCUCCCGUACAAGUGUGGACAGUGCCCCCAAGCCUUCGCCAAUGACAAGGACCUGCAGAGGCACAAUGAGAUCUUUCAGGGCCACAAAUCCCAUCAAUGUCCGCACUGCGAUCACAAGAGCACCAAUUCCAGCGACCUGAAACGGCACAUCAUCUCUGUGCACACAAAGGACUUUCCGCACAAAUGUGAUGUCUGUGACAAGGGCUUUCACCGGCCCUCCGAGCUCAAGAAGCACGCAGAGACUCACAAGGGCAGCAAAGUGCACCAGUGCCGGCACUGCGACUUCAAGAUCUCCGACCCCUUCACGCUCAGUCGGCACAUCCUCUCAGUGCAUACCAAGGACCUGCCCUUUAAGUGCAAGCGCUGUAAGCGUGGUUUCCGCCACCAGAAUGAACUCAAGAAGCACAUGAAGACACACAGUGGCCGGAAGGUCUACCAGUGCCAGUAUUGCGAGUAUAACACUACGGACGCAUCAGGCUUUAAACGCCACGUUAUAUCAAUUCACACCAAGGACUACCCACACCGAUGUGACUACUGCAAGAAGGGUUUCCGUAGGCCCUCAGAAAAGAAUCAGCACAUAAUGAGGCACCACAAAGACAUGUUACUGUGAUGAUGUGUUGUACAGCUUUUCCUUGUUUCUCAAGAAUCCUCUUUACGUUAUAUAUGAACAGGUAUAAAGUUUAGGGAGUCUGCAGAGGAAAGGUAUUUUCUUGGUAUGUUCAGCUGAAUAAACACUUGUCCGUUUCAGUGCUGGUCUUCUCUGUUUUGAGAAUGGUGGCAUAGGGUCUUUUUAAUCAAUCAAGAGGGUUCAGCAUUAGCAAAGUAGGUGGCAUUUUUGAAAGAGGCAGGUAUUGUCCCCAGCUUUCCACGCUGUUGUUUUCCUUGAUUUGCUGCAUAAGAAAUGUUAAACGUUUCAGGGGUUUGAAAGUCUUUUUAUACCCACUUUUUAUACCCACUUUGGUGAAAUGCUGCAAGAAAAUAAUGUUUUCCUUAUCGGAAGUGGUGCUUAGAAAGUCUCACUGUAUCCUGUGUGAGUUGUCAUUUAAAUUGUAUUUGAGUGUGCUGCUUUGUUAUCCUCAGUAAAUAUAUAUUUUUUUACAAACCAGUAAGUCUGUGUUCACCAGCUUCUGCUUAAUUCCCCCCAGUCAGUGAUGUUAAUAUGUUGUUAAUAUUUGGCAGCCCAUUUGUGUUUGUGGAGAAAAAAAUUGCUUCAAAAAUGUUUACAUACAUAUGCACCUUGACGUAAUUUAGAUUAUAAAACAAAUUGCCAGAUUUUAGCAAGCUUUUGUUAUGUAUAUCUCUGAACUUUAGAUUGUGUCAAAUUGUAUUCUCUGAUUUGUUAAAGUUUCCCAACAUACUGAAUUAGUCUUGUGUUUGUUAACAUUCAUAAAGUUUACUAGUGUUUUUUUUAACCUUGUAAAUGCCACGAUAAUGCUGUAAAUAUUAUUAAAUGUAACUGACCUGAAUAAGCAAGCACACAUAGCCAACCAUUUUAAGAUUCAGUUUAAAAAAAGCAAAACCAUGCCUUACAUCAUUGCCUGUUGUAAUUUUCAUGCACUGUAUUUAGUAAACUAUAAUCAACAAUUUAAUUUCAAAAA
Messenger RNA from Brienomyrus brachyistius, 3797 nucleotides. It is a transcript of the gene znf711, whose product is annotated as zinc finger protein 711. The record is from RefSeq and is a predicted model, not a curated record. The coding region runs from base 479 to 2809 and encodes 776 amino acids. Lineage: Eukaryota; Metazoa; Chordata; Actinopteri; Osteoglossiformes; Mormyridae. Gene Ontology annotation, molecular function: DNA-binding transcription factor activity, RNA polymerase II-specific; metal ion binding; RNA polymerase II transcription regulatory region sequence-specific DNA binding. The transcript has 9 exons. Gene Ontology annotation, biological process: regulation of transcription by RNA polymerase II. Gene Ontology annotation, cellular component: nucleus.